AUGCCCGCCGCUGAUUUGCUCGAAGCCCGCAUGCGUCAGCUGGCGCGGCCUCCCACCGAUCUGGCUAAAGCGGCUACGCCAUUACGACAACCUCGCUUCAGUGCUAAGGCGCUGUUCCGCGAGCGAUUUGAGCGGACAUUGCGCACGGAAGUCUAUCAGCCGGGUCAACUGGUACUAUUACGGAACUCAGCCAUCGAGAAGAGUGUAAGCGCGGCAGCAAAGAUGGCGCAACAAUAUUUGGGGCCGUAUGUGGUCGCGCGACGAAAUAAAGGCGGGGAAUGCAUACUACAAGAAUUGAAUGGGGCCACGCUGGCGGGAGGAGAGGCGCCGCGUCGACUAUUGCCUGAGGCAGGGAGGGACGAUGGACAAGGUUCAGGCGGGGGUGUACUGAGCAACGCGACCCCCAAUCCCACGCACCUCGCCGUAUGUACAUAUAUCGAAAGGUCCAGGGGCUCCGCAUCCUACAGUACGACCCACCUCGCCUUAAUGUCGUUUGAGUCCUGCAACCCAGGCACCCACCCUAGCGCCGUGCCCUUGUCCCUCGCCAGUCCUCAAUGUGAAGGAGGAGAGAGGGGCGCGGCGCACCCGGCUGCACCCUCAGCCUAUUUCCCGUCGUCGCCAGUUGUUCCACCGCGCUCCCCCUCUGCCUUCAGGAGCCACGUCGAUACCUUCACUCGACUAGCACAGAGAAAUGUUCGGCACAAUGCUGCACCUCGCGCGGGACCGAGCCCCUGGCACCGAGCGGCGCUGGAGAGAAACAUGGAAAAUGUCCCCGAGGUCGCGCCCACCGAGACAGAGGACUUGUCUGCCUACGCGGACCUGUUCACCCUUUCCCCGAGCUCCUCGAGCAGAGCGACCCCCGCGUAUCAAGGCUAUGAAAUGUCUGCCCCCGGUCCUGAUCUUCCCGCCAAUCACCUCUCUGCCCACCGGCAGUCGUCCUACCCCCUUCCCUCCGUGGACGAUUCGUUCGGUAUCGUCGAGGCGUACGCAGAACGGCCACACGCUCUCGCCUAUGUGCCCCCGCCUCCCGGCGCCAUCUAUGAUGACGAGUUCUCGGGGCGCGUGCUUCCUCCCGCCGAGGGAGAGGGAGAUGUGUAUGUGCUGUACGAUCUGGGAGCCAAGGUGCCCGCUGACGGACACGUGGGAGCCUUCAACCUGUACGCUCUUUACCCUUCCUCACCCAGAGAACGCUAUCACUAUUUUCGCUCGGGAACCACCGUCCUCGCGCGCGUAUGGGGAGAACCGGAGGAGGGAUCGGAGACGCCUCUCGAAUUCGUCGAGGCGCUGGAGGUGCGACCGGCGGGGCGUUGGCUGCGCACCAUGGCUUACUUCCGCGGGCGGCGCGCCGUAGUACAGAUUCCACCCACUGCCUGCGCUCUUAUCAGCCGCGAGCUCGUCUGGCAGCUGUAUGAGAACCACCUGCUUGCGGAGCGAUCGCAGUUGGGCUCCUCCACGAAGGAGGCUUACCUGCGAGCUCAGGAGGCCGCGCGCGCACUCACAGUGUGGAACGUUUGCCGCUUGGUCGUCACUCGACGGGCGCCAGUAGCGGAGAUUCCAGUUCCGUCCGAGCUCGAGUUCAACAUCGUCCGCACGCUGACAAUGGCCACCCUGCCGGGACCUCAGCUCGAGUAGCCUGGACCUGAUCGCG
This is a messenger RNA of Schizophyllum commune H4-8, 1648 nucleotides long. RefSeq lists its product as uncharacterized. The coding region runs from base 1 to 1632 and encodes 543 amino acids. The record is from RefSeq and is a predicted model, not a curated record. The transcript has 4 exons. NCBI's taxonomy places the organism in Eukaryota, Fungi, Basidiomycota, Agaricomycetes, Agaricales, Schizophyllaceae.